AUGAAGGUGAAGAAUGUUGUUGCUAGACUUUAGACUCUUUUCUUGAGCAGUAAAUUGAUUCAUUGGUUUUAAUCGACCUGUUUGCCGCCACAUGUUGCUGCUCGUCUUCCAGUCAGAGACUCGGAUCACAGCUCCGAAGAGAAGCGAGAUGUCCGACGAGGACUUCCUGAGCUGGCUGACGUCUGUGGGAGGAACCCCCGCCGAGCUGCUGAGGAACCCGGACGUCCUGAAGCUGUUCCUGCCGUCGCUGAGGGCCGACCUGCACGUCGUGGAGAACUUCAGGUCGGACCGGCCCGGCGCUCCCUUCCUGUCCUGUCCCGUCACCUGCUUCGAUGGAAAACAGGACGUUCCUCACGACUUACAAGCCUGGAAAGACGUCACAUCCGGAGAUUUCACCGUGAAGAUGCUCGACGGCUCUCACUUCUACCUGAAGGAGCCGCAAAAUGAGAAGAUAAUCCUGGACUACAUCACCAAGCAGCUGGAGACGACCGGGAUGGACUAUUUAUGACCAGAAUGAUGACGUACAGCAGGUUGUGUUGAUUCAUUUAUCACCAUGUGCUUCCGUUGAACGAGUCUGACCCGGUUUUGUACCUUAAUAAGCCUCCAAAGUUAACAUUUGUAAAGUAAAUAGGUUGGAAUUAAAAAUCACAUAAAAAAAAACACGAUAAUGGACCAAAGUUUAGGAAUAAAUGUACCCCGGAGCAUUAAUAACAGCACUCAGACUGAAGAUAUUUAUGUUUUUAAUCCAGAGUUUUGAAUUCUUGUUGCAUAUUUCUCACAAAUUUAAACACUUCAAACUAACUACAACAAUGUACAGCAGUGUUUUUGUACUAAUUUAUCACGAUGUUAUUUAAUUCUGUGCAAUUCUUUGUCACUAUCAGUCCACAAAUAUCACAUUUAAUUGAUUAAGUCUAAUCCUGUUUUUAUGCCUAAAAAAAGACCCAAAAUUAAUUGGAAAUCAAAAUUGUUGUUGAUUUCUUUGAGUUUAUGAUUAAAAACGUAAUUAAAAUACACAAUAAUGGACCAAAUGUCUUCUUAAACUUCUAUUAACUCGUAUAGUAAUGAUGAAAUGAAGAAUAAACGCUCUUGGCAGCAUUAACAACA
This is a messenger RNA of Stegastes partitus (bicolor damselfish), 1104 nucleotides long. RefSeq names its product S-acyl fatty acid synthase thioesterase, medium chain-like. NCBI's taxonomy places the organism in Eukaryota, Metazoa, Chordata, Actinopteri, Pomacentridae. Gene Ontology annotation, biological process: lipid biosynthetic process. The record is from RefSeq and is a predicted model, not a curated record. The transcript has 3 exons. Bases 92 to 508 code for a protein of 138 amino acids.